UUGGCAAGCAACUUAUAUUUAUGGUGGGAUAUUAGACAUAGAUAGAUUUGUAUGAGAAUUAUGGAGUUGUGGUGUGUAUUGUUAGAGAUUUCUUGAGCGACAAGUGACUUGGGCAAUGGGCUUUAGGAUCGUUGAAUCAUUAUAUAACAACACCACACAGUAGUCCGCAAUGCAAUUCUCUAAAAAUCUUGGACGUGACGAUGAGUUUCUUGAAGCCAAAUUCUCUCAACAGGCUCCGAUGUCUGGCCGCUUCUCGCUCGCUUUCCACUGCUUCUCCGCCAAUUCUCAACCGUCCACUCUACUCCGCCGUACGCCACAUCCAUCACCAACGCGACUCCACCACCAGGUAUGACCUCCAGCCACCUAUGAAUUGGGGAGUCCGUAUUGUUCCGGAGAGGAGAGCUUAUGUGAUCGAACGAUUUGGGAAGUACGUGAAAACCCUAACGCCUGGAAUCCAUUUAUUGGUUCCGUUUGUGGAUAGAAUUGCAUACGCACAUUCUCUGAAAGAAGAGGCAAUUCCCAUUCCGGAUCAGUCGGCUAUUACAAAGGACAAUGUCAGCAUUCAUAUUGAUGGAGUCCUCUAUGUUAAGAUUGUGGAUCCAAAAUUGGCGUCAUAUGGAGUUGAGAAUCCGCUGUAUGCUGUGAUUCAGCUUGCUCAAACUACGAUGAGAAGUGAGCUGGGUAAGAUUACCCUUGACAAGACUUUUGAAGAAAGGGACAGACUCAAUGUCAAGAUAGUGAUUGCCAUCAAUGAAGCUGCAAAAGACUGGGGAUUACAGUGUCUUCGUUAUGAAAUAAGGGAUAUAUCUCCACCACAUGGGGUGAAGGCAGCUAUGGAGAUGCAAGCUGAAGCUGAGCGCAAAAAGAGAGCUCAAAUUUUGGAAUCUGAAGGGAAAAAGCAGGCAAAUAUUAAUAUUGCUGAAGGGGAAAAAAUGGCUGUGAUCCUUGAAUCAGAAGCUGCCCAGCUGGACCAGGUCAACAGGGCUCCAGGAGAAGCAGAAGCCAUCCUUGCUAAAGCAAAAGCUACUGCAGAAGGAAUUAAUGUGGUGGCAAAAACCCUCAAAGAAAAUGGGGGUGUGGAGGCUGCUAGUUUACGAAUCGCCGAACAAUAUAUUCAUGCAUUCAGCAAAAUAGCAAAACAGGGAACGACAGUUUUACUUCCCUCGAGUGCUUCGAAUCCUUCCAACAUGAUGGCUCAAGCCUUAGCUAUAUACAAGAACUUGCUUGGCAAAGAUGCUGGGGACGUUCCAGUUUUGGAAUCUGGCUAUGAAAAGGACGAUGCCACCUAAAACGUUAUUCUUUCUUGCGAGCAAUUGCAAAAACUAACAACUGCAUAGUAGCCUUUUAUAACGUUUUUACACAACAGCAUACCAUUAUUAUUGUUAUUACCAUGUUUUGAGGAAAUAUUUAAGCUUAGCUCAACAUCUUUCUUUUUACAUGCUUUAUUGAGAUG
Molecule: messenger RNA, 1453 nt
Organism: Striga asiatica
Lineage: Eukaryota; Viridiplantae; Streptophyta; Magnoliopsida; Lamiales; Orobanchaceae
Source: the annotation of a GenBank genome assembly